AUCUAAAAAUUUCUUUGAAGGUGAGGGUUCAAGAAUGGUUAGAGAAUUGUUCGUGAUGGCACGAGAACAUGCCCCUUCCAUCAUCUUCAUGGACGAAAUUGAUUCCAUCGGAUCAUCUCGUAUCGAGUCUGGAAGCGGUGGAGACUCUGAGGUUCAACGUACCAUGUUAGAAUUGCUUAACCAGUUAGAUGGUUUUGAAGCCACAAAAAAUAUCAAGGUGAUUAUGGCUACUAAUCGCAUAGAUAUCUUGGAUCCAGCCCUGUUACGCCCUGGACGUAUUGACCGUAAGAUUGAAUUCCCUGCUCCCAAUGAGGAAGCAAGAUUGGAUAUCCUGAAGAUUCACUCUCGCAAAAUGAACUUGACCAGAGGCAUCAAUUUACGAAAGAUUGCUGAAAUGAUGCCUGGUGCUUCAGGAGCUGAAGUCAACGUCUGCACAGAGGCAGGCAUGUAUGCCCUUCGAGAGCGACGCGUCCAUGUCACUCAGGAAGAUUUUGAGAUGGCUGUUGCAAAGGUCAUGCAGAAGGAUAGCGAGAAGAAUAUGUCUAUUAAGAAGCUAUGGAAGUAAUUUGUGUGUGGUAUUAAUUCAUUGUCCAUCAAUAUUACUGUAUCUUAUGACUAUAUCUAUAUUUAUCAGCUGGAAUUGGAGUAGGUAGAUGAUGUUUCUUAUUUAGGUAAUCUUGACAAAGUAUUGAAUAAUAAAAUUAAUGGAAAA
Macrobrachium nipponense is the source of this 712-nucleotide messenger RNA. Its product is annotated as 26S proteasome regulatory subunit 8-like. The coding region runs from base 35 to 565 and encodes 176 amino acids. The transcript is spliced from 3 exons. Gene Ontology annotation, molecular function: ATP binding; proteasome-activating activity; ATP hydrolysis activity. Lineage: Eukaryota; Metazoa; Arthropoda; Malacostraca; Decapoda; Palaemonidae. Gene Ontology annotation, cellular component: proteasome regulatory particle, base subcomplex. The record is from RefSeq and is a predicted model, not a curated record. Gene Ontology annotation, biological process: proteasome-mediated ubiquitin-dependent protein catabolic process.